This is a messenger RNA of Daldinia caldariorum, 369 nucleotides long. RefSeq lists its product as uncharacterized. Gene Ontology annotation, biological process: protein phosphorylation. The record is from RefSeq and is a predicted model, not a curated record. NCBI's taxonomy places the organism in Eukaryota, Fungi, Ascomycota, Sordariomycetes, Xylariales, Hypoxylaceae. Gene Ontology annotation, molecular function: ATP binding; protein kinase activity. Bases 1 to 369 code for a protein of 122 amino acids. The transcript is spliced from 2 exons.
AUGCACAGCUUACAUGUUCUCCACGGGGACGCCAAACCACGCAAUAUCAUAUACGAUCCCGAUCAAGGCAAGGUCAUGAUCUUAGAUUUCGAGCGAACGAGACUCGUCAAUAAGAAAAGUCUCCCUACCGAGGAACGGAAGCAGGGCCCCAUGAAGUUGGCAUCCGAGUUGGAGUCGGCCUUAGACGAGAUGGACAAAUGCAUAAAGGAAAGAAUCCGGCAAAGAAAGUAUAAGGAGGAGUGGCAUCGGACCUCGUACGGCCUCUUGACUGGGAGCAUUUCCGAAGCACAGAGAUCGAGGCUCACCUUGUUACGGCCGAUAGCCAUAUGGCGGAAGACACAGAGAGAAUGCCAGCAAACAGAGGAGUAA